UAUAUAUAUAUAUAUAUAUAUAUUGAGUGAGCUGUUUUUAUUUGGUUCUGUAUUUUGCACUUUUUCUUUAUGUGGGUGAUGGUUGAUUCGUACUGUUCUCACUCAUAUUUGAGAUCCAGAGGUUUCACGAGAUAAGCAAAUAGCAUUUCUAAGAUAGCCUUAUGAGGUGAAAAAAAAUAUGAUACUUUCAUCGAAAAUGGCUAUCCCGACAGAUUUAUCAACAAACAUAUGACAAAGAAAGCGGGAAGGGACUACUCACUACCUGUGAACAAGAAGCCACUGUAUAUACGACUACAAUUCAAGAGCGAUAUACCAAGCGAGAUAACUGUGAAGAAAUUAAGAAAAUCAGUUCAAAGGACUUUUAAUGCUGGCGAACUACACAUCUUAUUAUUCUCUACACGACCGAUGGUGCUACCUCGACUGAAAGAUGAAACACCUAGACUAGCCACUUCAAAUUGUAUCUACCAAUUCAACUGUGCUUGUAGUGGAGUCAGUUAUAUUGGCCGUUGCUCCAGGAACUUGAUUUUUCGUGCUCACUCGAGAACAUCUUUAAGUAUGGCUAAAUAAAGGUGUAGUUAAAACCAUUAACAGUUCGGUAUUGAACCAUCUGGUGCAAACCGGCCACAAAGUCAGCCAGCCAGCGUUGAAGAAUCCUUCUCUAUAAUCUACCGAGUGCCUAAUAAAUUGCCAAAAUCAUCCAGGUACCGCAUGCUCCAAACAGCAGAAGCCAUCGCGAUUCGCCUCAAACAACCAGUGCUCUGUG
This is a messenger RNA of Trichobilharzia regenti, 763 nucleotides long. The record is from the annotation of a GenBank genome assembly. NCBI's taxonomy places the organism in Eukaryota, Metazoa, Platyhelminthes, Trematoda, Strigeidida, Schistosomatidae.